Messenger RNA from Metarhizium robertsii ARSEF 23, 576 nucleotides. Its product is annotated as Ferredoxin. NCBI's taxonomy places the organism in Eukaryota, Fungi, Ascomycota, Sordariomycetes, Hypocreales, Clavicipitaceae. The coding region runs from base 1 to 576 and encodes 191 amino acids. Gene Ontology annotation, biological process: positive regulation of oxidoreductase activity; P450-containing electron transport chain. Gene Ontology annotation, molecular function: 2 iron, 2 sulfur cluster binding. Gene Ontology annotation, cellular component: mitochondrion. The transcript has 2 exons. The record is from RefSeq and is a predicted model, not a curated record.
AUGUCAUCGGCUUCAAGGACGCUCGCAUCUCGUCUUGUGGCAGUGCCUGCCACGGCCUGUCGACGAGUGCAAAAAGGCCGCGCGAUUCGAAUGGAGUCCUUCACAUCAAAAUUUCCAACACGGAGUCGGAGUGCGCCUCGAGUAAUCCCUUUGUCCGUGCCCGCGCAUCGAUCAUUCUCAACCACCGCACCAACCCGCCACGGCCAUAUUGACCCCCCGAAGCCUGGUGAAGAACUUUACGUCACCUUUGUUGAAAAGGAUGGUGAGGAACACAAGUUCGCAGUCUCCGAAGGCGACAACCUUCUAGAUAUCGCUCAAGCCAACGAUCUCGAAAUGGAGGGUGCAUGCGGCGGCUCAUGCGCCUGCUCAACGUGCCACGUCAUUGUCACCAACGAGGAGUUUUUCGAUAAGAUGCCCGAGCCAGAGGAUGACGAAAACGACAUGCUGGAUCUGGCAUUCGGCCUGACCGAGACGAGCCGACUGGGCUGUCAAGUGAAGAUGACAAAGGAGCUGGACGGAUUAGUUGUCAAGCUGCCGUCGAUGACGCGGAAUCUACAGGCCAGCGAUUUCCAAUGA